AUGAUUUUUAUCAGUUGGAUAAUAGGUUUACUUGUUGCAAGCCUUUCAUUUCGUACACCAUUUGCUUAUCGAUGUAAACCAGAAUCUCAUUUAUGUAUUAUUACAAGUAAAGGUUUUUCAAUAUCAUUUUAUCUAAGAAUUUUUAUAUUCUUAAUUCCUGUGAUUAUAAUUAUUUGUCUCUAUGGUACUGUUCUAUGGUAUACAACACGUUUUAAUCGUAUUCAUCCAGAAAAUAUUUCUAUAAUUAGAACUAAACGACAUAUAAAAGUAUUUCGAAAUAUUCUUAUUAUUUUAACUGUAUUAAUUAUUGGUUCAGUACCUUAUUUUAUCUCAAUUAUAGUAAAUAGUAUAACUUAA
This is a messenger RNA of Rotaria sordida, 357 nucleotides long. Lineage: Eukaryota; Metazoa; Rotifera; Eurotatoria; Philodinida; Philodinidae. The record is from the annotation of a GenBank genome assembly.